AUAGCACUACCUGGGCUCUGAAGCAAAGCACAGCCAACAGCGCAGAGGAUGUACUGGGCUUGUAUGGGAUGCGUAGCCUUGUUUACUGAUGACAGAAUAUGAAUUGAAAACCAAAGGCAACCAUGAAGGAAUUCAACGUAUUCUCAGGGAUUAUAAUAAUAGCAGUACAGAUUAUUACAGUUUCUGGUUUGGAAUGCAUCACCUGUGAGUGGAAUGCUGGACAGACAAAUGGAACCGAUGACUGUGUGUCUCGUCCUUACGGCCUGACGAGACAAGAAUGCGAGACGGCUGGAAAUAACAACGUCUACAGCUGUGAGACAAACCUGAAAUUCACGAUGGUCAAAACCCGGUCCUAUCUGGAAAGCAUCUCUAGAGGUUGCACUCUUCGGCAUUACUAUUGUAACAAAGAAUGCGACCCAGCACAACAAAAUAAUUGCUUCCUCUGUUGCGAAAAUGAAGGAUGCAACAGUUUACCGUUCUCUAUGGGUUUACUGCCUUUUAGUCUCUACUACAACACGACAAGCGCGGCAGCACCAACGACAGGCGUAUUCCGGGGCAUUUUAGCAGCUGAAGUCAUGCUCGCAUCUUGGAUUGUUUGGCAUUGAGACAUUAAAUAUGAUCGAUAAAUAGGCAGCAUUCGAUAGGGUUAGUGAGAUGUGGAUACCGCUGAUUUAAUUCUAGAUUGGACACUGCCAUUUCAAGCAUUUCAGAUUAGCACUGAUUCAUUACUUGAUACCUAGUAUGUGUUUAAACAACCGGUGCCAACUCUUGUUCAAAUUCCUAUCACACAGAAACAUGUAUUUUCGUUUAGAAUUGAAACUGGCAAGAACAUGGUGCAUUUAUAUGACAACGUUGCAAUAUUUAUUUAGAAAAUAUAAUAUAAUAUUAUGGUUCAUGGUCAAGUGACGUUUAUAUCAGAUAUAUCGACUUACAUAGAAAGAUUGGUUUCAGAGGAUAAAUAUCUGAGUUUUAUUGUUUUGCAUCCUGUAUUGUGAAUUGUCGUCCGUAUAGAUGGAGGACGUUAGUGUGUUGACACCUAAUGGUGUGAGGUCUGUGUAUCACUGUUAGGUCUGUAGUGAUGUUAUAGGAAGUAGACGGUCGGUAAAUUCGUGUGGUAUUGUUUGACAAAAAGAUGUGAACGGCAAAUUAAAAAUAAAAAUCGAUUAAAUACCUAUAAAGUAUAAGGUAUUUGCUGAGUUCGUGGGAAUAAAUAUACAAUUACGCCAUAUUUAAUUAAAGAGGUACAUGUGGGGCAAAAUAAAAGGUGUGAUCGGCAAAAACAAGGAUAAAACAAUUGAUUUAACACCUAUAAGAUUCAAGAUAUUAAAAAUAUUGACAAUUUCGUUAUAUCUACUUACAGAGGUUAAGCCUAUGACAUGUAUAGUAUUUUUCAACUCUCUUCUGUCAUGCUUAUGGUUAAACCAAUGUACUGGGUUUUGAAAUACAAUAAACUAUAUCGAGAGUGAAUAGGUAAGGUUAACCCCCUUUUAACACUAACCAUCCUCCAUUACAUCGAACUUCCUAACUACUCCAAUAUAUAUUGUAGGCGAUGUAUUCCGCUUGUUGUCACGUGUGGUACUGAAUGCCGUCUUAUCGUGUUACACCUCAGCUCAUAUUUUCAUGCAAAACAUAACGUUUUUUUUUAAAUGCAUCUGCUUAUCAAGAUUUAUUUGAGAUUAUCUUAAUUACCAACACUUGGUUUCCGUAGUAGACUUUGAAGUGUCUAGCUAUAGAAAUGGGCGUCGUAUUAGUAGCACCAAAUUAGGACAUACUGUAUAUGGAUAGUCUCCAACGUAAACAUACAAAUCAAAAGAGUUCAAAUAGACUAUUUUCAAAUGACAAGACAAUAUGAUUUGAAUACUGAUGUGAACUAGUACAAUAUUUUAUAUUGUUUCCCAGUAAAAUACAAAUUAUAAAGCAGCGUAUUUCAAAAAAAAGUACGCCAAUUGGAUUACCUCAGGCAUGUUAUGCUUUUGUUUCUGUUCUCUUCGUCUGCAGGUUGCAAAAAGUCAACAUUAUUUCGCAAGAUAUACGAAAUAAAUAAUACUAAUAUAAAUAAGCCUCAUAUCUUUUGAUUAUUAAAACUAUAAAUAAAAUUGAGCUUUAUAAUUUUGGUCGCAAUUAUGUCCGAUAGGUUUCAAACUAGGGGGAGAUAACCUUCUAUUAAAGUUAGCUUGGCAAUUAUGUACACAAAAGUAGGGAAUGGUGGCCAGUCUUAUACUAAUAUGUUGUUUCCAAUGGAAUACGUCCACAUUAAAUAUCUCUAUAUAUCAACAUUGCGUCAAUUAGAAUCAAUAUUGAAUCAAUAUUACUUGAGUAUCUAUUGUGACCGGAGAGGGCAUUAGUUCCAUACACCAAUCAUUAAAAAAAAUCAACAUUGCCCUAAUGUUGACCAUUAUAAUAUGUUAUGCGUCAACAGUAAACCUCUACUUGACAAAGCCAUAAUUAACCUAUUAAGGAUAUAGGUAAAUUGUAAGUACUCCAGAACCUAACACGUCAUCACCUGUCCUCUAGAUUAAUUUACAUAUCUACCAAUACAUUGUAUUAACAAAAGUAUCCAUACUGUCGUCAUAAUUCAUUGUUUGUUGUACAUGUAUUUACAUAUUGUAUACUCUGUGGAUAUCACAAUUAAAAUCAAAACGUUUCCUAUCUGUAUCCAUUGUUAUAGUGAAGUUUUGAAGGUAUAUUGUCCAUCGUUAUGAAUCAACAUAUUUUAAUGUACGUUUAUUCCUUACUAAUGAAUUAUUUGGUUAUUAAUUCAAUGUUUAAUUAAUGUUGUGUCUCGAUAUACAUAAUGUAUUAUCCUUUUGGUGUGUGCAUUUAAGACACUUGUAGACAUCCCAUCGCAUUCAUAUUUUUGCACCAGGUUAUAAAUUAUUAUUGUCAUAUGCUACAAUGUAUAUGUAUUAUUACUGUCAUCAUGCCAUGGUGUCAAUUGUCAUAUUAUUAUCGGAAGACUUUAUUUUCACAUUUCAUUGUUAUGACCGGAAUUGUAAACUUAAAUCCAAUUGUUAAUUCAGACCUGAAAUAAGUGUGGUACUUAUAGUAGUCUCGUCCAACCCGGCUGGUACUGAAAUCUCGGCAUAUGACAUUCGGCAACCAUAAACAGUUAUCAGCGUAGACGGAAAUUCUCUCGUAGAAAACUGUGACUAAACUGAGACUUGGUCUUUUUAUCUCAUCUUCCACAACAACUUGUUCACACCAGAAUUCGGUGUUUUAAGUACUACAGUGCGAAGAAAAACAUACGUUCACUAACUUAAACACUCUUAUUUCCAUACUGGUUUCAUGUUUUCAUCAUUUCAUCUUGUUAUCAUGUUUAAUAGAAAUAAUUUCACAUUUGAAUAUAUUUGUGUUCCAUAUAUACUUUAUCGAUUUUGAUUUUUUUAAAUCUAGAUUCUUAUUGUACUUUUGUGUAUAUUGUUUGUCUUCAAGUGUAUCGCUGUAGCGUGUGUGGAAUAAAACUAUCUAUAAAUGAU
Molecule: messenger RNA, 3476 nt
Organism: Pecten maximus
Lineage: Eukaryota; Metazoa; Mollusca; Bivalvia; Pectinida; Pectinidae
Exons: 3
Coding region: 123-605 (160 amino acids)
Source: RefSeq, a predicted model, not a curated record